Molecule: messenger RNA, 1365 nt
Organism: Patiria miniata (bat star)
Lineage: Eukaryota; Metazoa; Echinodermata; Asteroidea; Valvatida; Asterinidae
Product: extensin-like
Exons: 2
Coding region: 1-1365 (454 amino acids)
Source: RefSeq, a predicted model, not a curated record
AUGCCUCAUACCCUCCCUGCCUUAUCCCAUCCCUGCCUCAUCCCAGUCCCCGCCUUAUCCCAUCUCUGGCUUAUCUCAUCCCUUCCUCAUCCCAUCCCUGCCUCAUCCCAUCUCUGCCUCAUCCCAGUCCCUGCCUCAUCCCAUCACUUCCUUAUCCCAUCCCUGCCUUAUUCUAUCACUUCCUUAUCCCAUCCGUGCUUCAUCCCAUCCCUGCCUCAUCCCUUCCCUGCCUUAUCCCAUCCCUGCCUUAUCCCAUCCCUGCCUCAUCCCAUCCCUGCCUCAUCCCAUCCCUGCCUCAUCCCGUCCCUGCCUUAUCCCAUCCCUGCCUCAUCCCAUCCCUGCCUCAUCCCGUCCCUGCCUUAUCCCGCCCUGCUGUAUCCCAUCCCUGCCUCAUCCCAUCCCUGCCUCAUCCCAUCCCUGCCUUAUCCCAUCCCUGCCUCAUCCCAUCCCUGCCUCAUCCCAUCCCUGCCUCAUCCCGUCCCUGCCUUAUCCCGCCCUGCUGUAUCCCAUCCCUGCCUAAUCCCAUCCCUGCCUCAUCCCAUCCCUGCCUUAUCCCAUCCCUGCCUCAUCCCAUCCCUGCCUCAUCCCAUCCCUGCCUCAUCCCGUCCCUGCCUUAUCCCGCCCUGCUGUAUCCCAUCCCUGCCUCAUCCCUUCCCUGCCUCAUCCCAUCCCUGCCUCAUCCCGUCCCUGCCUCAUCCCUUCCCUGCCUCAUCCCGUCCCUGCCUCAUCCCAUCCCUGCCUCAUCCCAUCCCUGCCUCAUCCCAUCCCUGCCUCAUCCCAUCCCUGCCUCAUCCCUUCCCUGCCUCAUCCCAUCCCUGCCUCAUCCCAUCCCUGCCUCAUCCCAUCCCUGCCUCAUCCCAUCCCUGCCUCAUCCCUUCCCUGCCUUAUCCCAUCCCUGCCUCAUCCCAUCCCUGCCUCAUCCCUUCCCUGCCUCAUCCCAUCCCUGCCUUAUCCCAUCCCUGCCUCAUCCCAUCCCUGCCUUAUCCCAUCCCUGCCUUAUCCCAUCCCUGCCUCAUCCCAUCCCUGCCUCAUCCCUUCCCUGCCUUAUCCCAUCCCUGCCUCAUCCCAUCCCUGCCUCAUCCCGUCCCUGCCUCAUCCCAUCCCUGCCUCAUCCCUUCCCUGCCUCAUCCCAUCCCUGCCUCAUCCCGUCCCUGCCUCAUCCCAUCCCUGCCUCAUCCCGUCCCUGCCUCAUCCCAUCCCUGCCUCAUCCCAUCCCUGCCUCAUGCCUUCCCUGCCUCAUCCCAUCCCUGCCUUUUCCCAAAUUCCGGCCAUAUCCCAUCCCUGCCUUUCCAGCUCGGCUCCAGCUACUUCCCACGGUUGAUUUUUAAAGACGGAUCGUCAACAGAAAUUGCUGAUUUCCUUUGA